Messenger RNA from Triticum dicoccoides, 516 nucleotides. RefSeq lists its product as uncharacterized. Lineage: Eukaryota; Viridiplantae; Streptophyta; Magnoliopsida; Poales; Poaceae. Bases 1 to 516 code for a protein of 171 amino acids. The transcript has a single exon. The record is from RefSeq and is a predicted model, not a curated record.
AUGGACAGGUUCCACGACAGGCAGCACGUGCGGCUGCGGAGCCGCGUGCACGGCACCUACCUCCACGCCAACGACGACGGGCGGAGCGUCUCCCUCCGCAGUCGCCGCGCGACGCUGGAGACGGCGUGGACGGUGCACAUCUACCGAGGCAAAGACGGCACGUACCUGCUCCUCCACAGCGCCGCCUACGGCCGCUACCUCGCCGCCACGGCCACGCGGGCGCCGCUCGCGCUCGGCCACCUCGGCUUCCGCGCCGAGCUGCGCGACUACGACCAGCCGGAGGUGGGGGCCAUCAUGUGGCGGGCCGUGGAGGCGGGUUCCGGCGGGGACGUCAUGCUACGCAACGCCGGCGGCCGGUACCUCCGCGCCAACGGCAGGCACCUCCCCUGGAACACCCGCGUCAGCGUCGACGACGCCAACAACACCAGCACCAUGAUGUGCUGGACCCUCCAGACCGUCCCCUCCAGAAUGGAUGUGCCUAUCCCUCAUUAUCCUGUUCGCGUGAGUUCGCCAUGA